AUGAGGCUGAUAGUACCACUCCGCGGAGUAGUUCAAGGCCGCGGAGGUCUUUUCGUCGGCUCCCUAAUUCCUUGUUGUCUCUUCUACUUUCUCCAGCUUUACCUGAAACGACGUUCUCCUCCGGACCCUCCUCCUUCCGAUUCCCACCUGGGGGAGUUACCGAGGACAUCGUCGCUGUCUAACCUCUUCUCCCGCGGGAGCUCGAUGGGACGCGUUCGAAUCUCCGCUCGAGCGGUUCCUGUGGCGAAGCCUACCGAUUCGACUUAUUACAUUGGGUUGGAGAGAGUCAAGACGGAUCCCUACGAUCGGAUAAGUAACAAGGAAGGGAUUAUCCAGCUUGGUUUGGCUGAGAGUACGCUAUGCUUUGACUUGCUCCAGAGAUGGAUGUCUGAGAAUUUGAUGGAGUCGAUGAUGAUGCAGUCUGAUGGUAAUGGUGAAUUCGAUAUCAGUAGUAUCGCCAUGUAUCAACCUUUUGAAGGAUUGCUGGAACUGAGAGUGGCUUUUGCUGGUUUCAUGUCACGAAUAAUGGGAGGGAAUGUGACAUUUGACCCUGCAAACAUGGUUAUAACAGCCGGUGGGACUCCUGCUAUCGAAGUAUUAGCCUUCUGCUUGGCAGAUCAUGGAAAUGCUCUUCUGAUUCCGUCGCCGUAUUAUCCAGGCUUUGACAGAGAUAUUAAGUUCAGGACAGGAGUGGAGCUUAUACCAGUGCACUGCCGCAGCUCUGAUAACUUCACUGUGACGGUUUCUGCGUUGGAGCAAGCUUUGAAUCAAGCUAGGAAACGAGGGUUCAAGGUCUCUGGGAUCCUCUUUUCGAACCCGUCGAAUCCUGUUGGAAACAUAGUGUCAAGAGAGACGCUUAAUGAUAUUCUGAGGUUUGCUCAGGAGAAGAACUUACACGUCAUCUCUGACGAAAUAUUCGCCGGCUCUGUAUACGGAGACAAAGCGUUUGUCAGCAUGGCGGAGGUCGCUAGCUCCGGGGAGUUCGAUAAGAGUAGGGUUCAUGUAAUCUACGGCUUGUCGAAAGACCUUUCGAUUCCAGGUUUUAGAGCUGGAGUCAUCUAUUCUUUUCACGAGGACGUGGUGAACGCAGCGAAGAAGCUGAUGAGAUUCUCGUCUGUGCCGGUUCCGGUGCAGAGGAUACUUAUCUCUCUGCUAUCGGAUGCAAGAUUCAUCGAGGAGUACAUGGCGGCGCACAGGGGAAGGAUCAGAGAUAAGCAUGCUCGGUUCGUGGAAGGUUUGAGAGGACUAGGGAUUCCGUGUGCUGAGAGUUGCGGCGGGUUGUAUUGUUGGGUUGAUAUGAGGAGUUUGUUGACGUGUUACAGCGAGAAAGGAGAAGUGGACUUGUUUGAGAAGCUACUGAGUGUUGCGAAGAUCAAUGCGACUCCAGGAACGGCUUGUUAUUGUAUUGAACCGGGUUGGUUCAGGUGUUGUUUUACGGCUUUAGCCGAUGAAGAUAUUCCUGUGGUCAUGGAACGGAUCAGACGCCUUGCUGAAUCAUCGAGGUGA
Microthlaspi erraticum is the source of this 1506-nucleotide messenger RNA. NCBI's taxonomy places the organism in Eukaryota, Viridiplantae, Streptophyta, Magnoliopsida, Brassicales, Brassicaceae. The record is from the annotation of a GenBank genome assembly.